UGACCCUAGCCCUAAUCAUGACUUGGUCUUCCAUAUUAAAAGUCUUGUACCAACAAACGCCGGUACCCAGCGCUACCUCGGCAAGGUUCCCCCACCUAUCAACACUAACGUGAGGGUAUGUCCGAGCAGCCAUCAUCCCCAUAACCCUUUGAUCUAAGCAGGUUACGGUCACCCUGGCUCCAUAAUCAACUACUUUCACAGGGACCUGUCUUGCGUCGUCGGCAUCCAGACCAUACAGGUCGGUAAGUAUGGUCUCAGGGGCUCCCCUCCCUCAUUGGGCCCCUCCUUCAUCAUAAUAUGCCUCGACACGAGCGUGCCACCUUACGGGCAGUCACCAGUGUGUUUAUCUCAAGCCAAUUCAGUCCUCUAUCAAAGUUCGUAUCCGUAAAGCGUGAAAACGCGCCUCGGAGUGAAAACUUCGAAUUUAGACACGAAUUGACCAAGGUUUCAAUCACCCCGUCCACGUUGACCAGGAUGGGGGGUCUAUGCGGGUCAGCAUUGCCGUGCCGGUCCGUCAGUCCCACGGAGAAAGUACUGCCGCCCAGUGAUACCCUCUCUCUAUACUGACCAGGGACUAAGAAUACGAUGUUACGACACGAAUCCGGCACAUCCACAAGUCCAGCUGUACGCAGGAACAUCUCCUCUCUGAAGUCGACUCCGUCCUGCGUAACUCUAUACACGUCGCCGACCCAAGCCAAAGGGUACGUUAGAUGACUCAACACCCAAAUGGCAGUCCCAAGAUCACCGGGACAAUUCGAAUCAGGUAGGGCCACUACCCGGGUGGAGCCGUCUUGCAACGACCACCUCCUAGAGUCAGGCCCCUGACCCACCUGGAUGGUUCUAUCCCCAGACCUCAGGGCAGCUUCCACCGCUUGGGGGGACACAAACGUGGCGCUAUAACUUCACUGAUUAGCCCUUCCCAACGGCAAAAUAUACUUCACGGGCUCAGUUCUAUCUGCCCAUGCCCACUCUACACCAGUAGGUUGUAGAGCUUCCACCUGCCUAAGGUCAUCAUACAGAGCCACCCUCAACCCAAGCUCCUUCUAAUCAUUUGGAGCAGACAUGGCAUUUUGCGCCAUGAACCCAAAAACGGGGGCACCACUCACGUAACCAGACACCACACUGGACCUCUACGGGUUCAGAACAUUUGGCGUGGUUGGAUCGGGAUGGCUAGCAGCAUCCACCAUCUUCAGCCCCAUCUCUGUAAGAGAGAGAGCUCCAUGGUUGUAGCUGGGAUUACACCCCACCCCCACUCACUGGAUGUUGUCCGUCCUUGCUGGAAACAUAGUGGCAAGGUUAGCAUCGUCAGGUAAUGGAUCAUCCACAACCCAAGCCUCAGGGGGGGUACGAGGUCCCGCCCCUCUAUGGGUCGUGUCCACAAGUCUAACAUCUGGGCCAAUCCUCUUCUUGUUCCGAAGAACUGGUGUUGUGUUAGGGGAUUGGAAUAAUAAGUCUGUGCCCCCCUGGGGUCAGAAAAAUACGUCUUGUACAAUCUGCGCUUCAGGGUAGCCGCCAUUGUGUUAGGGAUAUACUCCCUAGAACCAUCUACGGGUGGAAGGUCCCACAGACACUCCCUCAGGGGUACGUUCCAAAAUCAACCGCGGUUAACCUUGGAAGUUGGCGAUAUGGAGGGGGAUAAAGUUAACCGUGGUAGCAGUUGUUUUGGAACGUAUUUGGUAUGUAAAAAUGGCUGAUAGUACAAACAAAAAGCGGUUCCUUAUGCUACUCAUUGCAAGUUAUUAUUAUUCAACGAUAUUAACCGAAGUAACAAAUGAAAGUGAUAGUGAAAAUGAUAGUGAAGAACUUGUACAACAUUUUAUUGAUAUUGAAAAAUACUUAAGAAUACGUGGCAAAANAAGAAAAAUAUAUCGUGUUGAAGGUUAUGUUGAAAAUAUAAUUCCAAGAUUCUCUACAAAACAAUUCAAAGAACACUUUCGAAUCGAACUAGCUGUCUAUGAUAGUUUGGAAAAUAAAAUAGGAAAUUUGUUAUUAAGGCAAAAUACAUCUGGUCGCUCGACAUUGCCUGUUCGGAAACAAUUGCUUGCUACUCUUUGGCUAUUAGCUACUCCUGAUUCUUAUAGAUCUGUUGGAUCGAAAUUUAACUUAGGGAAGUCUUCUCUUUCACAUUGUGUUAGGAGAGUUAUAAAAGCUUUAUCAUCCUUGNCAGCAGAAAUAAUAUCUUGGCCAAAAGACGAUCAUUUAUUAAAUAUAAAAACUAAAUUUCAAAGAAUGUCAGGAUUACCUAAUGUUGUUGGAGUUAUAGAUGGCUCUCAUAUUGAAAUACCUGCCCCAGAAGUUGAUCCUGAAACAUACAACACACGAAAAUGUAGAUAUGCAAUAGUUUUGCAAGCUGUAUGUGAUGCUGAUUUGCGUUUUACUGAUUGUUUUUGUGGAUAUCCUGGAUCUGUAGGAGAUUUAAGAGUAUUUAGAAACAGUGAUUUAUGGCAUGCUGNGCAUAAGAAGAGGAACGAUUUCUUUCCUAAUGAAGAAUAUAUAAUUGCUGAUAAAGCAUAUUUUACUUUAGGAUGGUGUAUGGCUCCCUAUAAAGAUAAUGGCCAUCUUACAAUGGUACAAAAGAAUUUUAACCAACAUCUUAGUCAAGCUAGACAAGUUAUUGAGCGAGCCUUUUCUCUAUUAAAAGGGAGAUUUCGACGUUUAAAAUAUUUACAUAUGAAUCGAGUAGAUCUAAUUCCUGAAACUAUAUUAGCAUGUUGUGUUCUCCACAACAUAUGUCUUGAUGGUUUAGAUUAUGAUAUUGAAGAUUAUAUAGAAAAUGAAAUUGAUAACUUUAUUAAUAAUGAACAAAAUAAUGAAGAAUUACUAGAUAUACAAGAAGACAUGGACGGUAUUAAUACUAUAGAAGGUGUUAAUAAAAGAAAUUAUAUAGCAGAGACAUUGGAUGUAUUAGAUAAUAAUGAUUGAGUUGUAAGACAACUUCAAGAAAAGUCUGGCGCUAUAAUGAUCGUUAUUCAAAACGACUCCUUUCAAGAACAGGAGAAUCUUUAAGAAUAACAGGAAAUCCACAAAAAGUGAAAUAUGCAAAGCAGUUGGUCUAUGUUAAAUUAAUAGCUAAAAAGGAAAUACAAAUGUUUCAUAGAGGAGGGAGAGGAGAUACUGAGAGAACAGGCAAUUAUUAAAUGUAACGACAGUGGCUUCAAUCGCGGUUCUGCAAAUAGUGAAGUAAAGGUAUUUGUUCCAAGAGCUGCUGUUGGCGUUGUCAUUAGUAAAGAUGGAGAUAUGAUUAAAAAAAUACAAGCAGAAAGUGGAGCCAAAGUUCAAUCCAACAGAGAANAGAAUAGUUCUGGCGAUAGGAAAUGAACACANAUAAAAGAUAAAUG
Molecule: messenger RNA, 3338 nt
Organism: Pseudomyrmex gracilis
Lineage: Eukaryota; Metazoa; Arthropoda; Insecta; Hymenoptera; Formicidae
Product: protein ANTAGONIST OF LIKE HETEROCHROMATIN PROTEIN 1-like
Exons: 5
Coding region: 1687-2922 (411 amino acids)
Source: RefSeq, a predicted model, not a curated record